AGUGACGUCAUCCCUGCAGCACCGGACAGGGCUGCGUCCCUGCAGGAGCAGACAUCCGACUUGACAUCGCAUCUGGGCAGCGCAACACGGCAGCAGGACACCAAGGAAAACUACAGCACACACACACACACACACAGACACACAGCUUUCACUGUUCACUCUCUCGCUGCACGGAGCGGAUUGGAAUAUCAUGGGCAACGUUCAGCCCACCGUAGUCCCCUAUGAGGACUUUGAUGUGACAGCUGACAUCAAGGCCAUCAGGAAAGCAUGUAAAGGUUUAGGCACAGAUGAAGAGGCCAUUAUUCAAAUCCUGGCCAAUCGUUCAGCAGCUCAACGUGUGGAGAUCAAACAGGCCUACUUUGAAAAGUAUGAUGAUGAGUUGGAGGAGGUCCUAAAGAAGGAGCUGGCAGGUAGUUUUGAGAAGGCCGUCUUGGCCAUGUUGGACCCUCCUCAUAUUUACUUCGCCAAGGAGCUGAGGAAGGCCAUGAAGGGGGCGGGAACAGAUGAAGCCGUGCUGGUGGAGAUCCUGUGCACAGCCACUAAUGAGGACAUCUGUAGCUACAAGGAGGCCUAUGCCCAGGUGAAUGAGCGUGACCUAGAGGCAGACAUUGAGGAUGACACCAGUGGAGAUGUGAGGAACCUGCUCAUCUCUCUCAUGCAGGCGGCCAGAGACGAGGGCUAUGAAGUUGAUGAGGAUUUAGCUGAACAGGAUGCAAGAUCUUUGUUUGAGGCAGGAGAAGGCAGGUUUGGCACAGACGAGUCGACCUUCACCUUCAUCCUGACGCACAGGAACUACAUGCAGCUUCAGGCCACCUUUAAAGUUUACGAGUCGCUCUCAGGAACAGACAUUUUGGACACCAUCGAUUCUGAGGCAACAGGAACUCUCAAGGACUGCUACAUCACUCUGGUGAGGUGUGCUAAGAACCCGCAGCUGUUUUUUGCCCGACGCCUCAAUGGCGCCAUGAAGGGAUUGGGCACUGACGAAGACACGCUCAUUCGCAUCAUUGUAGGCCGCUCUGAGAUCGACCUGGAGACGGUGAAGGACAUGUACCUGGAGAAAUACGACGUUACCCUGAAAGAUGCUCUGGAUUCAGAGUGCGGUGGAGACUUCAAACGCCUCCUCAUCGAGAUCCUGCAUUGAAACAUCUCACCAACAUCCUACAGGCCUUAUUUAACCAACAUGACACAGUCUGACCUCUGUACCCACUCACCCUUCAUCCUCCUCCUCUUUGUACUCAUUUUUACCAGUUUCACUUUGUGGAUGUCUUUCUAUCUAUCAUCCUUCUUACAUAUCACAUCUUAGAAAUAGUCAGUUCUCUUUGCAGCAUGGACCAAAAACCAACUCAUUUAUUAUACAAUAUGAUGUUUUACACAUGGUUAACUUACAUUCAUGGUCUUUAAAUACACAGUUUUGCCAAGAACAUUACACUCACGGAGAUUCUCUCACUGUUUUAGUCCCAAAAAAAUGAAAGAGGUGCAUUAAAUAUUUAUUAUCCCUUUGACAAUAUUAUGGCAGCAUUGUGGAACAUGUGCAGCUUUAAUGAGCAUUAAUGUCUUUGUCUAAAUUGAUAGUGCUAGUCUAGUUCUUUGGUCAUGGUCAGCAGCUUUACAGUCUUUCUGUAUUGUACUUCACUAUUUCAAGCAAAUCCCAAAGCAUGUAAGAGGUUGCUGCUGCUCAACAUAAACCCUGUAGCCUCUUAUAUCUGUCACUUUAUCCCUUUUAUUUCGUCAGCAUACAUUAACUUCACUACUAUUUGCCUCAGAGAUGCCUUUCAUGAGACGAUAGCGAUGUAAUUCCCUUUUCGCUGCAACACUCAACACUAAAGUGCCGAAUUUUCACGUUUGAUCUCUGAAAUCUGGAUACACCAGAGGAUUAAUUAUACAUGAUUAUAUUAUUGCCCUGAUGAAGCCUAAACUCUUUGCGUACACGUUUAUUGGGUUUUUGUACUCACAUCCCUGAAUGCUAUGUGGGAUUUUUAAACUAUAGUUAACUAAUUUGUAAUCUUAUUUUUAACCACAGCUCACAUUUACACACUUUGUUAGACUGUUUUUCCUGUUGUCACAUAGCCGGUAAAUUUAAGCCUACUUAUACUAAUAAAGUUAUAGUACAUGAUAAUUGUGUAAAACAAGAUAUACAUUUGUCUGUGUAACCCCUGAAGUAUAAUCACUGAUAAUAGACUCACAGUCUGGAUCCAUUUAUGGAAUUGUAUCGUAACUAAUUGUAUUUAAAACCAAGAUUACAGUAAUAUAAAUUACUAUAACAUAUGGUUAUAUAGCAAAGUAAUAAACUAAAUUAUAUGAACGAACUAAUUGUUAACAUGUUGUACCAACAUAAAAAUGUGGCAUCUGUAAGCAGUGAUAAUAAAUUUUAACCAAAAAA
This is a messenger RNA of Larimichthys crocea (large yellow croaker), 2380 nucleotides long. RefSeq names its product annexin A13, like (gene anxa13l). The record is from RefSeq and is a predicted model, not a curated record. The transcript is spliced from 11 exons. Gene Ontology annotation, molecular function: phosphatidylserine binding; calcium-dependent phospholipid binding; calcium ion binding. Bases 191 to 1141 code for a protein of 316 amino acids. Gene Ontology annotation, cellular component: cytoplasm; vesicle membrane; nucleus. NCBI's taxonomy places the organism in Eukaryota, Metazoa, Chordata, Actinopteri, Sciaenidae.